Anolis sagrei ordinatus is the source of this 6938-nucleotide messenger RNA. NCBI's taxonomy places the organism in Eukaryota, Metazoa, Chordata, Lepidosauria, Squamata, Anolidae. The record is from RefSeq and is a predicted model, not a curated record.
UUGUCUCGACGAGGAGCGCAAUGUAACAAAACAAGAGUCGGCUUUGUCGGCGCUUAAAGGAGCCGCGGCGGGUCGGGGCCAGAAGAGCCGGGCAGGAAAGAGAAGAAGAGGUGGCCAAAGUGGCCCAGAAGAAGAGGUCGGGGCCAGAAGAGCGUGGGAAAAGCGAGCCGAGGAUUACAGUUCGGGAAAGGAGGAAGAAGAAGAGGGGAGAGAGAAGGAAGGGACCGCGGGGAGCCAAAGCAGCAUGUUGUUGGAGGGGGCUGCGGAGAGGCGUCGGGCAAAGUUUGCGCAGUGAUGGCAUGAAGGGGAAAGUUCUCCCGGGAAGGCUCCCCCGUCUCUCUCUCUCUCUCUCUCGCUCUCUUUCUCUCUCUCUGCCUCGCUGGCCAUGUCGAAAGUGCUCCAGAGGAAGCACCACUGGGCGGCCAAGGUGCACCAAGUGGCCAUCCGGCGCCGAGGGGCCCGCCUGGGCUUCACCGUCCUGGGGGGCGCCGAGCAGGGCGAGUUCGCCUACGUGGGCGGCCCCGACGACCAGGAGGAAGGAGCCGGCGGGGAAGGAGAAGGCGAAGGAGAAGAAGCAGCCCCGCUGGGCGAAGGGGAGCUCCUCCUCGAGGUCCAAGGGCUGCCCGUCUCCGGCCUGCCCCGCUACGACGUCCUGGCCCUCCUCCGCAGCUGCAAGGAGCCCAUCCUCCUCAAGGCCGUCAGACAAGGAAGUCGUCUGAACAAAGAUCUGAGACAUUAUCUCAACCAGAGGUUUCAGAAAGGAUCUCCAGAUCAUGAGCUGCAACAGACUAUUAGAGAUAACCUUUAUCGCCAUGCUGUGCCUUGCACAACUCGACCUCCACGAGAAGGUGAAGUGCCUGGUGUGGACUACAACUUUCUAACUGUGCAGGAGUUUCUUGAGCUUGAGAAAAGUGGGACUCUUCUUGAAGUAGGAACCUAUGAAGGUAACUAUUAUGGAACACCCAAACCUCCCAGCCAACCCCUGAGUGGGAAUGUGAAUAACACUGAUGCUUUGCAAAACCUCCAGUCCGGCUCCAAGCAGUCAACCCCUAAACGAACCAAGUCUUACAAUGAUAUGCAAAAUGCGGGCAUAGUGCAUACAGAGAAUGAAGAGGAGGAUGACGUCCCUGAAAUGAACAGUAGCUUUACAGCCGACUCCGGUGAACAAGACGAGCACAACACACACAGUACAAGAGACGCAGAGCCCUCAUCUGUGAAUAGCAGCAUCACUACCAUUCCCACCACGGAACCUUCUCAGAAGCUCCCUCAAUACCUACCUCCUUGUGCAGAGGAAAACUUGGGUCCUCUGCCUGAAAACUGGGAGAUGGCCUAUACAGAGAAUGGAGAAGUCUACUUUAUAGACCACAACACUAAAACAACGUCUUGGCUAGACCCACGGUGCCUGAACAAACAGCAAAAGCCUCUAGAAGAAUGUGAAGAUGAUGAAGAAGGGGUACACACGGAGGAACUGGACAGUGAACUAGAACUACCUGCUGGUUGGGAAAAGAUUGAAGAUCCUGUAUAUGGUGUCUACUAUGUAGACCAUAUCAACAGGAAAACACAAUACGAGAAUCCAGUUCUGGAAGCUAAACGGAAGAAACAACUUGAGCAACAACAGCAGCAGCCACCACCGCCACCACCACCAACAUCACAGCCACCUGAAGAAUGGACAGAAGACCACCCCCCUCUUGCUCCUCUCUCUGUUCCAAACCAUGCUCCAAACAACCAGGAAACUGUUCGAGAUGCUCCAGUACAAGCCGGAAAACCAUUUUUCACGCGGAACCCAUCUGAACUGAAAGGGAAGUUUAUUCAUACCAAGCUAAGGAAAAGCAGCAGGGGUUUUGGCUUUACCGUUGUUGGUGGAGAUGAACCAGAUGAGUUUCUUCAGAUCAAGAGUUUGGUGCUUGACGGCCCUGCAGCUUUGGAUGGCAAAAUGGAAACAGGAGACGUUAUUGUCAGUGUGAACGACACCUGUGUUCUGGGCCAUACGCAUGCUCAAGUUGUGAAAAUCUUCCAGUCGAUUCCCAUUGGUGCCAGCGUGGACCUAGAACUGUGCCGAGGCUACCCUCUGCCUUUUGACCCAGAUGAUCCCAACACAAGCCUCGUGACAUCUGUGGCCAUUUUGGAUAAAGAGCCGAUCAUUGUGAAUGGGCAGGAAAACUAUGACUCCCCAGCAAGCCAUGGUAGUAAAACAGGGAAAGUCAAUGGAAUGAAGGAGCAAAGGCCUAGUAGUCCUGCUGAAGUGUCUUCAAAUGGAUCCCAUGGCUACCCAAAUGACACUGUCUCUUUGGCAUCUUCUAUAGCAACGCAACCUGAACUCAUAACUGUACAUAUAAUCAAAGGACCCAUGGGCUUUGGUUUUACUAUAGCAGACAGUCCUGGGGGUGGUGGACAGAGAGUGAAACAAAUUGUUGACAGCCCAAGGUGCCGAGGCCUCAAAGAAGGUGAUCUUAUAGUUGAAGUCAAUAAGAAGAAUGUGCAGAAUCUAACUCACAACCAGGUUGUGGAUAUGCUGAUCGAAUGUCCUAAAGGAAGUGAGGUGACUUUGCUUGUGCAACGAGGAGGGCUGCCGGUCCCAAAGAAGAGUCCCAAGUCGCAACCCUUGGAAAGGAAAGACAGCCAAAACAGCUCUCAGCACAGUGUCUCCAGCCACCAUAGCACACACACAGCAUCACCUGUCCACAGCACUCAGGUGCUUCCUGACUACUCUGCCACUGAAGCACCACCUGUGGACCAACCGGACAACACUGGACAGAAGAAGCCAGAUCCAUUCAAAAUCUGGGCCCAGUCCAGGAGCAUGUAUGAAAGCCGACCUAUGUCUCCUUCGCCUGCGACUGGACUGAGCAAGGGUGAAAGAGAGAGAGAAAUCAAUUCCACGAAUUUUGGAGAAUUUCCAGAUUAUCAAGAGCAGGAUAUCUUUCUAUGGAGAAAGGAAACUGGGUUUGGAUUUAGGAUUCUUGGUGGAAAUGAGCCAGGAGAGCCUAUUUACAUUGGUCACAUUGUGCCACUGGGUGCUGCAGAUGCAGAUGGUCGCUUACGAUCUGGAGAUGAAUUAAUCUGUGUAGAUGGAACGCCAGUUGUUGGGAAAUCUCACCAGCUGGUAGUCCAACUUAUGCAACAGGCUGCAAAGCAAGGCCAUGUCAAUUUAACUGUCAGGCGCAAAGUGGUGUACACAGUUCCAAAAGCAGAGAACGAGGUGCCAUCCCCAGCUUCAUCUCAUCACAGCAGCAACCAGCCUGCUUCUCUGACAGAGGAGAAACGCACUCCACAGGGCAGCCAAAACUCCCUCAACACAGUCAGUUCGGGUAGUGGCAGUACCAGUGGGAUUGGUAGCGGAGGAGGUGGUGGCAGUGGCGUAGUCAGCACCGUGGUGCAACCCUAUGACGUGGAAAUACGCCGGGGAGAAAAUGAAGGCUUUGGCUUUGUCAUUGUGUCUUCAGUUAGCCGACCAGAAGCUGGAACAACUUUUGCAGGCAAUGCAUGUGUGGCCAUGCCUCACAAAAUAGGUCGGAUUAUUGAGGGGAGCCCAGCAGACCGAUGCGGGAAGCUGAAGGUGGGGGACCGGAUAUUGGCCGUUAACGGAUGCUCCAUCACCAACAAAUCACAUUCGGACAUCGUCAACCUAAUUAAAGAAGCAGGAAAUAUGGUCACUCUACGCAUUAUUCCAGGGGAUGAAUCCUCCAAUGCAACUUUAUUGACCAAUGCUGAAAAAAUAGCUACGAUUACAACCACGCAUACUCCUCAACAGAUGCCACAGGAGACUAGAAACAAUACAAAACCAAAGCAGGAGUCCCAGUUUGAUUUCAAACCACCCACAACCUCACAGCCGGACCAGGAUUUUUACACAGUUGAACUUGAAAGAGGACCCAAAGGUUUUGGCUUUAGUCUGCGAGGUGGCCGAGAAUAUAACAUGGAUCUCUAUGUGUUGCGGUUAGCAGAGGAUGGUCCUGCUGAGAGAUGUGGAAAAAUGAGGAUCGGUGAUGAAAUCCUGGAGAUCAAUGGAGAAACUACAAAGAAUAUGAAGCAUGCUCGAGCCAUAGAACUAAUUAAAAAUGGUGGUCGCAAAGUUCGCCUGUUUCUGAAACGUGGAGAUGGCUCUGUACCAGAAUAUGACCCCAGCAGUGACAGGAACAGUCCAGCCACAGGCUCACAAAACAUAUCGGAAAUGAAAAACAUGUCAUCUGAGAGACGACAACACUCAUCAUUGGAGCCCAGUUAUCCACCAGAUCUUCACAAAUCAUCACAACAUGGAGAAAAACGGAUAUAUUUUAAGGAACCAAAAAGCAGUAGAGAAUUUGGCAGACAAUCCAAUGAGCACCACACAUGGAAUGGAACUUCUAAAAACAGCAAUAGCAUGACAGGCAGAAAGAAAGACAGGUCACCCGAAGGGAGGCGAGAGCGACAACCAGAGAGGAUGGUGGUGAUCAAUGGACAAAAACGGAAGUCUCCUGAAAAGAGGAGGGAGGGUACUAAGAGUGCUGACAAUACUUUGGAGAGAAGGGAGAGACAUGAGAAGAGGAGAGACUUUUCUCCAGAGAAACGAAGAGAAAGAUCUCCUACUCGUAGGAGGGAUGGCUCACCUAGCAGAAGGAGGAGGUCUCUGGAAAGGCUAAUGGAUCAACGGAGGUCACCCGACAGGAAGAGAGAGAACUCUCCCCCUGAAAGAAGGGCAAAGUCAACUGACAGGAGAAGGGAGAGGACCCCAGAACGGAGGAGAGAGCGAUCUCCUGACAAAAGGAACAGAGAUGAUCGAGUCUGCUUCAGGGAAAAGGAAGAACGCACUCUGAAAUACGACACAAACAAAAAUAACAGACAGCCACCCGAGCAAAGACGGAGACCCUACAAGGAGUGCAGCACUGACCUCAGUAUCUAGUGGCUUUUCCAGGCCCCAAAAUACUAUUGCGGCCUUUCCAACAUUCAGAGUUCCCAAAAAGGAAUGUAGCAAACUUGAAAUCCAUUUUAGCUCAUCAUAUAAGAUGUCCCCAAAAACACACAGAUGAAAUUUAAUCAUGAGAAUAUUUACAAAGUGUUGUGCCUGGUGUAUGACAACAUUAAAGUAUUUCCCAAUGUAUUCACCUAAAACUUCGUAGUUGCCAAAUGUUCAUCCUGAAGGAUUAUGACAAUUGCGUUCUUCCACAAUUGGCAACCAUAAUGGGCAUAAAUCCUUUUACAUUAACAACUUUUCCUUUCUUGUUGGUUUUGCUUUAUUGUUCUUUUUCUAAUUGUUUGGUGGGCAAGCCAACAGCAAUUUUGUGAUCCAUAAUACUAUGGAUCCACUGCAAUGAUAUACUACUAUAUGUUGGAUUUUCUGAAAGAUCUUGGGUUGAAGGAAGAAGGUCGGUCAAAAUUAGAAGUAUGAUCAGAAGGAGGAUUUUUUCCUUUAAAGAACGUAUUGCUCAAAUUAAGAGAACUAUUGGAGAGUAUACCGUUGUGGAAUGAAGGAUAUUUAUACAAAUCCACGAAGAACAAGUUAAGGAAUUUAUAGUGUGUUCCAUGAACAGUGUAUACUUUGGAGUCUCCUUUAAAAGGAAGCAAGGUGGCCAAGGACUAAGUGCCGUCCUGUAUUGUGUUAUGCACGAGAUAACCAUCCAGUUUGUUCAGAUAUGCAACUUCCAUUGCGGGUUUUGUUCUAUAAGAAGAACUGUGCAGAUGAAACUAGAGCCUGAAUGGUAUCAUUUGUCUGCUUUGAAGGGGAGUUUUUAUUAUUUUUUUGUUCCUGGGCUAAGAUGCAUUUUGAGGAACAUCUGCUUCUUUCAUUGACUGGGUUUUAAUGCCUUCAGGUGAACCUAUAUGUUUUAAUACUCCUAUUGCCAAAUGGAGCUGUUUCUCCAUGAUUUUGUUGGUGGUUUUUUCUCUCUCCUUGCCAUUUACCAUGAGACAGAAGACAUGUAUUUCUAAUGAACUGGGAUUCAUCAAGGAUUGUCAACAGAAGCAAAGCUGGAAAGAUUCAUUGGGGGACUGUUGGCAUCCAGGUAUCAUUUAUGCUGUACUUUGGACUGUAAGGAAUGGAGGAAAACAACAUAAGGCUCUGUUGUGUUUUUUAAUGGCAAGUUUGUGUGGUAAGUCUGCUGUAGUGCUAAUAUGAGAUAAUAAUGGAUUUCUGCCUAGCUGAGCCAAAAAAUGCCGAUACUGUUGGACCACUAAAGGUUUUUAACUGCUGCUUUUUAUUUUACAGUGCAUUGAUGUGUACAUGUAUAUUGUUUCACCAUUUUUACACACACACAUGCAUACACACAGAGUAGAGAUUGCAAGUCUAUCACUGUUGUUGCCAUGGUACUGUAAAGAAAAAAAGAAGAAAGAUGGCCAAUCAUUGUGUAUACAGAGUUUAAAUUGUAAUUAAUAGAGCCUGUUGAAAGCAAACAAACAAAAACUGUUGCCUUUUUUCUUGUAUAAAAGAGACUUUAUGACAAAAUUUAGCAGUGAGGAAUGUGCUAAGUGUUUAUAUUUCUGGAAAAAAUGGAACAAAUUGAUUCAUGGGAAUAUAUUUUAAUGUAAACUGAAUCAGGUAUGUAAAGCUGUUUUAAACAGGAGACUAUAUAAGUAACUCUGAAACUUUUGUUGGUUUGAAUAUCAUAUCUUUCCUCAUGGUGGGGGCCUGCCUGCCUGACUCUUAGGCACUUGUGUGCAGUCUGUGUCUUUGGUCUUCAUUUCUUGCCGUGUGCUAUAGUCAUCAUGCUCUUUUCUGUGUUGACGAGAAGCAGUAUGUGGGGCCAAUCUUUUUUAUAAAACACUAUGCAUAUAUAAAUACUACAUUGUUCAUAACUUUAUUUGACUUAUUCGGGUUUAUACAUAACAUUAGUAUAAGUAGAUGUGGACUCUACCCAGUAUAAGAUUCUUUCCUUGGGAUAAAACACAAUGUAUAUGAUGUAGUUACUGCGAAGGAAAGAGUCUGUGAAUGCUAUUUUUAUUGUCAAAUAAAGAUUUCCAUACAAAGCAUA